CCUUGUGCAAAACAAAUUACUGGGAGUGAGAGUGCCUUCUUUCUUAUCACUCUUACAGAAUUUCAAUGUACCUAUUUUAAUUUUUCCAUCAAGGGGACACCCUCGUGCAAAAUAAAUGCGUUCUUUUUAUCACUCUAAAAAGGAAAGUUUAUUAGGCUCGAUGAAAAUUUACUCCAGUCGGGUCUGUUUAUUUAACUUUUUUAAAAUGGUUUUUUUUUUAAGAAUAAACUUUGAUAUGCUAGUAUAUAACUGUAAUUUUAUUUUCACUCGUGUUCAUAAUAUUUUGAUUUAUUAUUUGAAAAUAAAUUUUUGAGCGUACCUGAAUGGUCGCUUUCUAGUUUCUCUCUGCGCAUUGCUUCCCCAUGGAACUAGAGCUCCCAAUACACAUCGACCUCACUGAUCCCACCACCUCCACCGAAAGGGACGACCGUCGUUCUGACAUCCGGCGGAGAAUUUGCAGCAACGGCUGUGACAGACCAAUAAAUGUGUGCCUCUGCGACACCAUCCCUACCGAACCUAUCUUAACCUGCACACAAAUCGUUAUCCUGCAACACCCCCACGAGCGUCAUCACAAGCUCGCCACCGUCCCAGUUCUAGCCAAGUGCCUCCGCAACUGCCAAAUAGUAAUUGGCCGUCGGCUUCGCUGCGGCGACUCUCCUCUCCUCGAUUCUCUCUACAAUGCUGCCCUUGAAAACCCUAACAUACCGUUUCGAGCCAUCUAUCUCUUCCCAGGUACAGAUUCAUCAUCUUCAAUGGAAAUAAGUAAGUGGAGAUCUUCACUCAAUGAUCCUUACUUGAGCAACUACGUUUUGAUUGCUUUUGAUGGGACUUGGAAGCAUGCAAAGGAGAUGGUACAUGCAAGUCUACACUUUGUAUCUAAGUUUGCUUUUCGGGUUUGUUUAAACUAUGAUGUUGAUAUAGAUGGUGGGACAAUUUUUGAUUCAGAACUAAUUCUGAGGAAGGAACCAUUUAGUGGGUGUAUGAGUACAAUGGAAGCUAUUGCACGAACUUUGCAGGUUCUCGAGCCUAAUGGUGGGGAGAUUGAGGAUAGGUUGGUUGAGGUUUUAAGAGCUAUGGUGGGCUUUCAAGCUUAUUAUUUGAAGCCCAUGAAGCCAAGGCCGAAGUCAUUGAAGAAAGGCAAGGGGGUUGAAAUGAAGACUUAGAGCACUGAGCUGCAUGGUUAGUGAUUUGAAUUCAACAGGUGUCCAGUUUCUUUCAUAUAUUUUGGAUUUGACUUCGAUGUUAUAGUAAUAUCUUUUCAAUAGGUUUAUAUUCAGGAGUAGUGAUUCAUGCUCUUCCUUGGAUAAUUUUGUCUUACUACAUGCAUAAGUGACCAUACUUUGAUUCAUCAAAGAUGAAAUCUCUGAUUUUAGGGACGGAUUGUAUAAGACUGAAAAUACAUUUAUCGAUGGCUAUGGGUUUAUUAAUUCUUUUUACAA
This is a messenger RNA of Cornus florida, 1439 nucleotides long. RefSeq names its product tRNA-uridine aminocarboxypropyltransferase A. The record is from RefSeq and is a predicted model, not a curated record. The transcript has 2 exons. Lineage: Eukaryota; Viridiplantae; Streptophyta; Magnoliopsida; Cornales; Cornaceae. The coding region runs from base 363 to 1163 and encodes 266 amino acids.